Molecule: messenger RNA, 7746 nt
Organism: Uloborus diversus
Lineage: Eukaryota; Metazoa; Arthropoda; Arachnida; Araneae; Uloboridae
Gene: Gpdh1
Product: glycerol-3-phosphate dehydrogenase [NAD(+)], cytoplasmic-like
Exons: 8
Coding region: 166-1194 (342 amino acids)
Biological process (GO): glycerol-3-phosphate catabolic process; carbohydrate metabolic process
Cellular component (GO): cytosol; glycerol-3-phosphate dehydrogenase (FAD) complex
Molecular function (GO): glycerol-3-phosphate dehydrogenase [NAD(P)+] activity; protein homodimerization activity; NAD binding
Source: RefSeq, a predicted model, not a curated record
CCUUGCGAGGAGUGAAAUGAAGACGAUGGCUCAUGCAAGGUCAAAGGUUGAUCCCGAAAUGUCCUACUGACCUAAGAGUCUCGUGAUAUUUGCACUCGUCUAUGUUUAGAGCAUCCUAACGAUUCCUUUCCCUCCUAAAUUUUUAUUUUCAUAGUACUCGAAAAAAUGAAGAAAAUAACUAUCAUAGGUUCCGGCAAUUGGGGAACUGCAAUUGCAAGGAUCGUUGGUAGUAAUGUGCGAAAUUUCGAGAAAUUUGAUAAUGUUGUCAAGAUGUAUGUUUUUGAAGAAAUGGUUGAUGGGAGGAAGCUGAGUGAAAUCAUCAAUACGCAACAUGAAAAUGUGAAAUAUUUGCCUGGCUUUCAAAUACCAGAAAAUGUGGUGGCCGUUCCUGACGCAUUAGAAGCAGCCAUUGAUGCUGAUGUUCUAAUUUGGGUAUUGCCGCACAAGUUUGUCAGAGGUGCCUGCACUCCUAUGGUCGGAAAGAUCAAGAAAGAUGCUGUGGCCUUAUCCCUUAUAAAAGGCUUCGACAUUCUGGAAAGCGGCGGAGUGGCUCUCAUUUCCGACGUUUUGCACGAAAUGCUGGGCAUUGAUGUCAGCGUCAUGAUGGGUGCUAACUUGGCAGGGGAAGUGGCCGCCGGAAAGUUCUGCGAGUCGACUAUCGGUUCCAAAAAUCCAGCAACUGGCCAGAUGCUAAAGAAUAUCAUGCAGACUGAUUAUUUCAGAAUUGCUGUAGUAAAUGAUGUUAGAACCAUUGAAGUCUGUGGUGCUCUUAAAAACAUCGUCGCCGUGGGGGCAGGCAUUGUCGAUGGUCUGGGCCUUGGCGACAACACUAAAGCGGCCGUGAUGCGGAUUGGACUGAUGGAGAUGAUCACUUAUGCAAGGACGUUUUACGAAGAAACGAAGCUAGAAACAUUUUUCGAAAGCUGUGGCGUUGCCGACCUCAUCACAACCUGCUACGGGGGAAGGAACAGGAAGAUUUCGGAGGCUUUCGUCAAGACAGGAAAGAGCAUGGAGCAGCUGGAAAAAGAGAUGCUGAACGGACAACGCAUGCAGGGUCCCCAGACUGCGGAAGAAGUGUAUGUGAUGCUUGAAGGAAAAGGCCUCCUCGAAAAGUUUCCUCUUCUCGUCGGCAUCCAUCGUAUUUGUACUGGCCAGCUACAACCAGCUCAACUAAUCGAUUGUAUCCGUUCUUAAAAAUUAUUUAGUAAUCAACAAAUCAAAAACAUUGCUAUUAUUAUUACGAUUAAAAUUAUUUUUUUAUAAAAAUUAUUUCUUUGAGUUAUUAUUUUGAACAUUAUUGUACCCCAGUUCAGAGAAAGUUUUUAAUUUGAUAUUGGUUGGGGACAUUAGAUGAUUUGUAUUAAUUUUACUUUAAAUUAUUUAAUAGAAAUUAGCAAUGAAUGAAUUGGAUACAUUUAUUAUUUUUUCCAGUUUUGUUUUGUUGCUAUUAAUAUUAAAACAAAAUUGCCACAGUAUUAUUGAAACUGUUUUAACAGCAUACUUAGGGAAAAUUUGGUUUUUUGUGCAACAUUUUGUGGAUCUCUUAUCACAGUUCAAGAAAUCUUUAACAUGUCAUAAAUCCAUGAUAACUUGGUUCACAAACAAAGCAGAUGAUAUGAAUUAAUACACUUCUAUGGCUUUCUCGGUUAAUCAAACUUUAUAUGCAAGAAUUAAAUGUUGAUGAAAUAUUGAUUUUAUAUUAUGCAAAAAUGAAGUAAUUUAAAGUAUGAAAUGGAAAUUGUUUAGCCAGAACAUCAUUUCGAUAGAAUUUGCAUUAAGGUUGUUACAUUUAUUUUAAUUAGUUCAUAUACUUUGAUUUUAAUAUUUCUUCUCAACCCUCCUACGAACUCGCAUCCUACUAUGUACUUGAAGUAUUUAUUGCUUGUUGGUUUUCAUAGCCUAUCAUCAAAGUUUGAAGGUUUUCCUCCCUAAUUGGGAAGUUUCAUCAAAUCUGUUUAUGUGAAAGUUCUCUUAAUUUUUAUUUCACAAUGUUGCAAACUUAUCUCUGUAUAUAACAGAAUCAUUACUAGAUUAUCACGAAAACCAUAUUUUAAUUACAGUUGAAUUUAGGAAACCAUAAAAAAAAGAUCACAUCUGCUUGAAUACAUAAAUACAAAGAUAAGGAUGCUGAUGCUGAAAAAGUUCUCCCCCCCCUCUCUCCCUCUCUAUAUAUAUAUAUUAUAUAUAUUAUUAUUAUUAAUAAAAAAUCAGUUUAGUUUGUGUUAUAUUUUUCCAUUGGUUUAAGCUUGAGAAGAAUUCUUUGAAUUACCACAAAAAAACAAAAACUUAUUCUCAGGGGUAUUCUGAACUUGAAUUUUUUGGCAAGUCACAGUGUCCUCCCUUCAGGGCGCCCUUUGUUCUUUGAACACUAGUUAUUUUUGUGGGAAAUAAAUCUGGCGUACAAUUAAUUCUUUCUUUUUUUUUUUAAAUUUGUUUUUAUUUUUGUGUUAUGUGAAGUCAAUGUGUGUUUAAUCUAUGUUAUUUUAACAUGGGGUGCAAUUAGUCCAAUACUUCUUGUUCUUUAAGCUUUGGGAGUCAUGCGAGUGAAAGGUUCCAGUUUUAUUACUACUUUUGGUAUGUUUUGUUUUGGUUUGUGUGUUUCAAAUUAUUUUUUGGGGUGAUAUUAUAGGUGAUGUAGGUUACUAUGAGACAUUUUGUUUAUAUAUUUUUUGCUAUAUUGUCCUCUCAUAAAAGUUCUGUAUUCAUUUUGAAUAUCAAUUGCAGGAAGUGUUGUUGAGUAAGGAUUGAAAUCGAGUUUUGUGUUCAAUUUGUUUGAAAACUACCAUUAGUAAUAGUAUUAGCAUUUUUUACUUAAAUGCUCAAUCCAUUCUUUCCAAUGUGAUAUCUUUAUGCAUAUAUUUGCAUCCCCCCUCCAGGGAAUUUUAAACUGUAGCUUUUAAUUUUAAUUGGAUAAUUAAUGAGCAUUUGAAUUUAAGGAACCUCUUACAUUGUGUAUCAUGACAUGAAAUAUCAACUUUCUAUUUUUUUUUUUAAGUUUAUUAAAUUGUAUUUUAAAAUUAAUAAUGAUUUGUAUGUUUUGCGGGUGCUGUUGUAUAGUCAUGCACGCUACAUGUUCAAAUCAUUAUUUUUUAAGCACAUUUUUUUUCUAAAGAAAGUUAAUACUUUUUAUUGAAGUACGCUGACUUCUUGCAUCCAAAUAUAUUGAAAUUCAAAGCCAAGUUUUCAAAUCUUCAAAGUCUAAAUAUAUAUAAGUAAAAAUGUUGCAUCGGUGCAAAUGCAUUGAGCAUAAAGUCAGUGAAAUUUUCAUGUUAUAUGCAUUGCUUGAGAAACUAGAAUUUCAUACGAAUCAUAGCCUUUCUGGUUUAUGAAUUUAUUAAAACAAUAAAUUCUGAUGUAAGUGUUUGCUUAAAUAGUUUUUUUUAGUAAUUAAAAUUUUCCUGCAUUGGCCAAGUAGUUUAUAGCUUGUUAGUUUUGUAGACUAACAGUGAGAUAUUUUCUUCUAAGAAUUAAAUGUAACCCAUUUGGUGGCUAGACCUGCGCCCACGAAUGUUAAGCCCCAUCGACCAACCAGAGUAUAUUCACGUUUGCUGCUAAAAGGUUUAAUACAUUAAUUGUACAAUUUUAUAUAAAUAUCCAAAUGUUAUUUUUUCAGUUCUGAGUUUGUUUACAUGUACAUUUAUGCAUAUAUGUGUGCGUGUGUAAAUGUUAGCGCAAAAGCAUGCACGUGUUAAAAAAAUAUUUCUCUUUAUCUUAGUUAUUAAAAAAGCCUACAAACUGCUCAAACAAGAUUUCCCUGCAUUCUGUGUGUAAGUACACGCAGCAUGCAUAUCUGUAUAUGUAUGUACAUGUUUUGUAAACAAGACAUUUUUACAUUCAUUUACACUAAAGUGGCAAUUUCUCUCCCUUUUAGCCUGUUUUAAUAAAUUUUUCUUUUUUUUCUUUUAAAAAAAAUCUAAUUUUGUUCCCUUAUGUAACAGUUCAAAACAGCAAUAUAACAUAUUUAGAUUUUUUAUUUUUGCGAAUUAUUGGAACCUUUCUUCAUGAUAGCUAUGUAAUGCAAUAAUUGUAGUUUUUUAAGCAGCCAGCAAAAAGAUAGAUUCAUGUUUCUUAUUCCCCAGAAAUGAUUAGUUAGUAUUUUUCUUUGUUUCAAGUGUUGUAAAGAGAGAAGGUUAUUGCAAAAUCUAUUUUGCUGUGCCCAUAUAUUUAGCAACAAUUUUGACCUGUAUUUGCAGUUUUAGUUAUGAAGAGAAAAACAAUGGUGCUACAGUUAUGUUACGAAGUUUCAAAAUUUAAUUCAAGUCUGUUGGAAACAUUGUUUUACUUAAUCAUCUAAUGGACUGUUUUAUUUGAAAAUACUAUUUAUAUUUUCUCGAUAAGGAUGCACAUUUAGACAUUUUUUUGAGUAAAAAAACGUUGUAAUUCCUAUUGAACAGUUUAAUAUGAUGAUAUAACUUUUUUCCUGGAAUUUAGGAAGCCUGGCAUUUAAGCCGCUUCUGAAAUAAACAGUUCAAGUUUUAACAUGCAAAAUAAAAAAGCAAACUAUGGGAAAUAUUGAUCAAUUCAUUGAAAAUAUGGAAAUAAAAAUUGUUGUUAUUGAAUAAAAAGUGAAGUUACUAUUUUAAGCUCAUAAUUUCAUUGCAUAUAAUUUUAAAUAUUAACCUUUAGUGGACAUUUCAUUUUUUUAAUCUAUGAAUGAAUUUGCAAUACUAUAUGUCUGCUGUCAGUUAUUAUCUACAGAAUAGGGGAAGAGAUAUUUUACCCCCUUACAUGACAGCUCACAUUUUUUACAAACAAUUUCAAAAAGUGAUGAGCAAAGCUUCGUUGCUCAAGAAAUCACAAAUCUGUAUGCAAUUGAUUAAACAAAAAUUUUGUUUACUACCCUUUUAUAUUAUAAUUUAAAAAAAAAAUGUUAGCUGUCAGAUGUUGGUAGCACUGAUUGGGUACAGCAAUACUGGUAUACCAAAUACUGGUAUUUUCGAUAUUAGCUGUAAAUAACAAGUAUUUUUUAAUCAAAUGAACUUAUUAGGUAUCUUGAGUAAUUUUUAAUGUGCAUUUCCUUUUCAAUGAGACAGUACUAAUAUUUAUCUAUUGAUUGCAUUUGACUCUAAAAAAAAAGAAUUUUCAUUAUUCAGCCUUUUUUGCAUAAAAUUAUGACACAUGAGGCAGUGAGAAGCAAAGGGAUGUAAGUGGACCUUUUCCAGAUUUGAGGACAACGCGUUCAAAGAUGAAGUCCUAGAUAGAGUUUAAUUGAAAAUUUUUCUAAAUCAUACUGUUCAGCAGCACCUACCAGGGCUACUAGCAGUGGAGUCACUACGGGGGGGAGGAGGAGCAUCCUGCCUUGGGUAAGUUAAAUGCAUUUUUAAGAGUACAAAUUUGAAAAUUUUCCAGGGGUAAACCCCUAGAGCUACCCACCUUUGUUCUUUUUCUGUACAUUAGCCCACUUAAAAUUUCGUUAUGACGCAAAUGUAGUUGUUUCUGAAAAUUGCAUGAAUUAAUGUUUACAUAAAAAUUUGUUUUUCUUUUGCCUCUUUAGGGGGGGGGGGGGUGACACCACAAAUUAGCGCCUUGGGUGUCACCCAUGCCUGGUACUCCACUGCUACUAGUACAGUAGAAGACCAUUAUAACGCACACCUUGGGACCAGAGCUUUUGUGUUAUACAGAAUAUUGCAUUAUAUAGAUCAUUUCCCAAAUUUUGAAACUAACAUUCAGAAUCUAUCUUUAUAUUAGCACUUCAGAAUGAGUUUUAUCUGCAAUGAGUAUUAAAGCACCAAUAUUACAAUUAGUUAUUCACAAAUAAAUAUGUUUUACAAUCAAAAUCCUGCACUUCUGCUAGCUUCAUGGUUUGUCAUAACAGCUGCAUUUUCAAGAGCCAUCUGGCAUUUUCUGUUUACUAUGAGUACUCAUUUUCAAUUUAAAAGCUUUGAAAUAAGAUGGAAAGAUGAAAAACUUUCAAAAUUUAAUUUGCCUAACAAUUUUUAUGUUUGCAAAGCAAAACAGGGGUUUUUUUUAAACUUCAAAACCUAUUGUUUACUUAUUAAAAGUUGUGCGGUUUAUAGAGAACUGCGUUAUAUAGGUUGACGUUAUAAUGGUCUUCUACUGUACUAUUCUUUGCACCAAUGCAGAUGAGUUUCACUUACCAUUUCUACGGGUUAUCUCAAAAUUUACAUCCCUUUGAUUCUCACUGCCUCAUAUGGCAACGACAGGAAUAUGCUUUUGAUCCAUUGUUGAGAAAUUUCUAAUCCCGUUAUUCCGAUAUCACAUUUUAAAAAUAUUAAAUGCCAGUAUAUUUUUUGUCCAGUAAACUGCAAUCACUACAAAUGGGACAAAAUGGCUGCUUUCCCUUGAACUGCCCGAUACUCCGUUGUAGGUGCCCGAUUGCUCAUGCAAACCAAUCCCGGAAGCCGUUUUGAAGAAUGUUAUGGAAAAUUAUAAAUGGCGGUUCUUUUGAAAAGAUAAGCUUUGAAAAACAAGAGUAUCUUAGGAUAAAUUAUUGUACUUAAAUAUAAAUUUUCAAAUGAAUCGCCCGGUACGUCCAAUCAUACAUAUCACUGUUGAGUUUUAAUUUUGCUCGUGUAUGUAUAUAUGUGUGUUUGUUUAUUGCGGUGUGCCAUACACUUGUGCAGAUUUAUUGUAAAUGGUUCAUCAGGUUCUGGAAUACUUUAUUAUUUUAAAAGUUAUGAAUAAUACAGAUAUAUUCAUAUUUAGAAUUAAUGUACUAUUUCACAUAAGUUCAUACCUUUUUUCUUUUAUUAUUUUUUUAACAUUGAAAAUGUUGACAAUGUUUUGCAAAUUUUGUUGAUGUCCCAAAAAUUUUAUUAUUUCUCAUUUAAUAAAAUUUAAUUGUUUAAUUUUUUACCAUGCUGGAAUCGAACCUGCUACUUUUAGAAUGGAAAAACAUAUGCCCUUACUACUCGAUCACUGUGAAAUAUCUUACAAAACGAACCAUAAUUGCUCUACUAAAGGAAAAUGUUUUUUUUUUAAUGUUUUUAUUGUAUUUAAUCAAUUUUUACCCUUAGAUAAUUUUACUUGAUUUUCCUUAAAAUAAUAUUACUGAUUCAGUGAAGCAAUUUCGCAGUUCGUGAGUAAGUCUCGUAAAGAAGAUCACCUGCAACUAAAAAAAAGUUCAAAUAAAUGAGUUCAAUGUACGUACAGUACAGGUUAAAAAAAGUGAUCCUCCGAUGAUCAAGAUCACUAUAAAGAACGGCAUUGUCCAUCUCCAGUUUAAUCAACCACUUUAGAUUUGGUUGCAUGUUAAUAACAUGUUUUUGGGGCUUAAAUAAGAUUUUUUUUUUUAAAGUAGAGUUGAUUGGUUAAGUUUGUAAAUGGCUCAGGUAUCAGUUUUACCCAGAACUGAACAGACUCAGGAAUUCAAACAUUUUUCAAUGGUGUUCUAACUACGCAAAAUUUACUAGUGCUCUCUUGGUUAAUAUCAUCAAUGCAGAAACGUGACAGUUGAUCCAUUAAAAAAAAAACUGGUUUAAAAGAAUGGAAAAUAUACAUAUAAAAAUAAUUUAGUUACUUUUAUUAUGAAGAAUCAUGAUUUAUUUUCAUGGUACUUAUUGUUCAGUACAUACUAUUCAAAUAACGUUUUGAACCUAAUGAAUCAUUAAAAAUAAUCCUGUAUUUUCAAGUGGUAAAUUAGCGGAUGUAUAUUUCUUUCAUGAUUUCUUAUUUAGGAGAACUUAAGUGCCAUUGUUUGUGUAGAAAAAAAGUUUAAUUAAUAUAUUAUCAAUCUUCAAAGAGUAUAUUACUAACUUGUUUGUUUUGUACCAAAAAAAAAAAAGA